Molecule: messenger RNA, 1536 nt
Organism: Anarrhichthys ocellatus (wolf-eel)
Lineage: Eukaryota; Metazoa; Chordata; Actinopteri; Perciformes; Anarhichadidae
Gene: lmod2a
Product: leiomodin 2 (cardiac) a
Exons: 3
Coding region: 1-1536 (511 amino acids)
Biological process (GO): pointed-end actin filament capping; muscle contraction; actin filament organization
Cellular component (GO): myofibril; striated muscle thin filament; cytoskeleton
Molecular function (GO): actin binding; tropomyosin binding
Source: RefSeq, a predicted model, not a curated record
AUGAGUACUUUUGGGUACCGCCGGGAGCCGAAGAAGUCCGAGGAGGUGGACGAAGACGAGCUGCUGGCCACUCUGUCCUCCGAGGAGCUCCAGGAGCUGGAGAGGGAGCUGGCCGACCUGGACGACAAUGUCCCCAUCGGCCUGAGGCAGAAAGACCAGACCGCAAAGACCCCGACGGGGAGCUUCGACCGGGACGCUCUGCUGAAAUACUGGGAGGACGAGAACAAGAAGCUGCUGGAGGACGAGAGGACGGAGGACGAGAGGACGGAGUCCAACGGCGGACAGGAAAUACGCCCAGAUAACAGCAGAGGGGAACGAGCGACAGUGACCACCGGCGACACCGGCAAGACUCUGGACGGCGACAGGAAGAAGAUUUCACAAAAGGGGAAGAAAGCGAGUAUUCUCGCGAAGGAAGAUGAGGCGGAAAAGAAAGACGAGUGUAAGAAGGAGGCUCCGAUGAGGAGUAAAUGUCCUCAGAAGAAAAGUCUGUCGAAGGGCUCAAAGAGCGAACCGAGGAGGACCGAAACCACAGACCAAAACCUGAACCCAACCACCGACAGAGCGAGCGGGAACCCGACCGUCGUCGCCGAAACUCUGGAGCGGAUCCUGUGCGACGACCCUGGCGUGAGCGAAGUCAACCUGAACAACAUUGAGGACAUUUCCCAGGAGACCUUGCUAUGCUUCGCCAAGGCCCUGCGCGCAAACACUCAUGUCCACGUCUUCAGCCUCGCCAACACCCACGCCGAUGACCGCGUGGCCCUCGCCGUGUCCCAGAUGCUCAGCGAGAACCGCUUCGUCAGGAACCUGAACAUCGAGUCCAACUUCGUGUCCGGUCAGGGCAUCCUGGCGCUGCUGGCAGCGCUGCAGCACAACAGGACGCUGGUGGAGCUGCGCUUUCACAACCAGAGGCACAUGUGCGGGGGUAAGGUGGAGAUGGAGAUGGUCCAGCUGCUGAGGGAAAACACCACCCUGCUCAAGCUCGGCUACCAGUUCGACCUCCCGGGCCCGAGGAUGACAGCGACCAGCAUCCUGACGCGCAACCAGGACCAAGAGCGACAGCGGAGGCUCCGACAGAACAAGGAGCAGAGUCCUCCAGAGGUGUCGGGACAAGGUCCUGGUUCAUCUGCAGUAAACAGACCCCCAAAGAAGACGUCGCAAUCUUCUAAGACUGUUGAGAACCAGAAAAGACACCCUCCUCCUCCUCUGUCUUUAGACCCGCCGACGAGGAAGAUCUCCGAAAUGGUCAAACGGCACGAAGGCUUGAACACGACGAAGACUCAGUUAAACCAAAGAAAGACAAAGUCAAAGAAGCUCAAGAACGGCGCCAACGAGAAGGAGAGCGCAGAUAUUCUCAAAGACCUGAAGAACGCCUUAAAGCCGUCGCUCCAGAAGAGACGAGACGAACCUUCGAGCCUUCCUCCGCCAACGCCGUCACCGCAGAUGUCGAGCCGCGACGACCUGAUGGCGGCGAUCCGCGAGAGCAGCAUCGGGUCCUUAAAAAGGGUAAGACUUCCUGUGGCUCUGUCACAGGCCUGA